AUGUCGGAGAAGGAAGAGCGGCCGUCACUCCGGCCGGUUGCAUUCGCCGCGGUCGUCUUCUCGACCGUUGCACUAACAAGUUGUCUCCUCACUUUUCCAAUGAUACUACAUUAUGUGCAGACCCUCGAAUCUCAAGUACAACUCGAUCUGGAGUACUGCCAGGCUCGUGCACGAGACAUGUGGAAGGAAAUGCUGAACAUUGAGACUGGUGGCAAACGCGAUGUGGCGAAAUUGGCCGACAUUGUGAUGACUCACAGAAGACUGGAGAAA
This is a messenger RNA of Ostertagia ostertagi, 270 nucleotides long. NCBI's taxonomy places the organism in Eukaryota, Metazoa, Nematoda, Chromadorea, Rhabditida, Trichostrongylidae. The record is from the annotation of a GenBank genome assembly.